Molecule: messenger RNA, 3304 nt
Organism: Ananas comosus (pineapple)
Lineage: Eukaryota; Viridiplantae; Streptophyta; Magnoliopsida; Poales; Bromeliaceae
Product: heat shock 70 kDa protein 17
Exons: 14
Coding region: 205-2895 (896 amino acids)
Biological process (GO): cellular response to hypoxia; negative regulation of hypoxia-induced intrinsic apoptotic signaling pathway; endoplasmic reticulum unfolded protein response
Cellular component (GO): endoplasmic reticulum chaperone complex
Molecular function (GO): ATP binding; ATP-dependent protein folding chaperone
Source: RefSeq, a predicted model, not a curated record
CUCUCCCUCUCGCGCCGUUUCCCUCCCAUUCUCGACCAUUCCACGCUCCUCUUCCUCCUCGAUCGAUCCCACCCAAAAACCCUAACCCUAACCCUAACCCUAACCCUAAUCCUAAUCCUGAUUCUUUGAUCCCCACGUCCAUUGUUGGCGACCCUCUCCGACCUCGAUCGCGCUCGCGAUCCCCACAGGGGGGCGCCCCGGAAGAUGACGACGACGAGGAGGUUCUCGCGGGCCGCGAUCGCCGCCCUCUUACUCUUCUCGCUCGCGAUCGCCGCGCUCUUACCCGUCCCCGCGGGAUCCGCGGUGGCAAGCGUCGACCUCGGCUCGGAGUGGAUGAAGGUGGCGGUGGUGAACCUGAAGCCGGGGCAGAGCCCGAUCUCGAUCGCCAUUAACGAGAUGUCGAAGCGCAAGUCCCCCGCCCUCGUCGCCUUCCACGGCGGCGACCGCCUCGUCGGCGAGGAGGCCGCGGGGAUCGCCGCGCGCUACCCCGACAAGGUCUACUCCCAGAUCCGCGACAUGGUCGGGAAACCCUACAAUUACGCCAAGGCUCUCGCCGAAUCGCUCUACCUCCCCUUCGAUCUCGUCGAGGAUUCGCGUGGAUCGGCCGCGAUCCGGAUCGACGACGGGGUCACGAUCUACACUGCAGAAGAGUUGCUUGCCAUGAUCCUCAAUUACGGGAUGAGCUUGGCUGACUCGCACGCUAGGGUUCCGGUUAAGGACGUUGUGAUCACCGUGCCACCGUAUUUUGGGCAGGCGGAGCGGAGGGCGAUGGUUCAGGCCGCGCAGCUCGCCGGAAUCAAUGUGCUGUCGCUCGUCAACGAGCACGCCGGAGCUGCGUUGCAGUAUGCGAUUGAUAACGACUUCUCGAAUGGGUCUCGCUAUGUUAUAAUUUAUGAUAUGGGUUCUAGUAAUACCUAUGCCGCAUUGGUUUACUUCUCCAUGUACAGUAUAAAGGAGUUUGGGAAAACCGUACCGGUGAACAUGCUUCAGGUUAAGGAUGUCAGAUGGAACUCUAGACUUGGGGGUCAGGACAUGGAAAUGCGUUUGGUGGAGUAUUUCGCAGAUGAGUUUAAUAAGCAAGUAGGAAAUGGAGUUGACGUGAGGAAAUCUCCUAAAGCAAUGGCUAAAUUAAAAAAACAAGUGAAACGAACAAAAGAAAUUCUAAGUGCAAAUACUGCGGCUCCGAUAUCAGUUGAAUCACUGUACAAUGAUGUCGAUUUUAGAAGCACAAUUACACGUGAGAAAUUCGAAGAACUUUGUGGUGAUCUUUGGGAGAAAGCUCUCCUUCCUAUAAAAGAAGUGCUAAAACAUACAGGUCUGAAGAUAGAAGACCUUUACGCAGUAGAGCUGAUAGGUGGAGCCACUCGUGUGCCUAAAUUGCAGGCUAAGCUUCAGGAAUUUCUGGGACGAGAUAGUCUAGACAAGCAUCUAGAUGCUGACGAAGCAAUUGCUCUUGGUGCCUCACUGGUUGCUGCGAAUCUAAGUGAUGGAAUAAAGCUGAACCGUAAGCUAGGACUGGUAGAUGGCUCUCCAUAUGGUUUUGUGCUUGAUAUUGAUGGCCCUGAUUAUGUCAAAGAUGAAACUACCGAUUUAUUGCUUGUGCCACGGUUGAAGAAAAUGCCAAUCAAGAUGUUCAGGUCUAUUAAACACAACAAGGAUUUUGAAGUCUCACUCAGCUACGAUCGUUCGGGUGAAUUGCCUCCAGGAGUUUCUUCAUAUACGUUUGCACAAUAUUCAGUAUCUGGUUUAAGAGAUGCAAGCGAAAAAUAUGCGACUCGCAACCUCUCUGCUCCAAUCAAAGCGAAUCUACAUUUUUCUCUGAGUAGAAGUGGAAUCGUUUCUCUUGAUCGAGCAGAAGCAUUGAUUGAGAUUACUGAGUGGGUCGAAGUUCCCAAAAAGAAUGUCUCUAUAGAAAGCAAUAGCACCAGCAAUCUGAACAUAUCUGCUGAAGCAGGAUCAACAAAUGAUGGUUCAACAGACAAAGCAACUCCGAAUUCUGAGAAUGGUACCGAUCAUGCCAAUUCAACCACAGAUGAGAAUAAUAUUGCAGAGGUUGCAACAGAAAAGGUUCUGAAGAAGAGAACCUUUAGGGUUCCACUGAAGGUGGUGGAAAAAACAGAAGGCCCUGGAGCAGCUCUAGGAAAGGAGUUAUUUUCAGAAGCAAAGAGUAGAUUAGAGGCGCUUGAUAAAAAGGAUGCAGAAAAAAGGAGAACAGCUGAACUCAAAAAUAACCUGGAGGAAUAUAUUUAUUCUACAAGGGAAAAGAUAGAGGAUAACACAGAGAUAGAGAAGGUUUCAACUGAACAGGAGCGUCAAUCUUUUGUGGAUAAACUCAGUGAGGUGCAAGAAUGGUUGUAUAUGGAUGGCGAGGAUGCUCAAGCUACUGAAUUUGAAGAUCGCCUUGAAUCUCUUAAAGCAAUUGGGGAUCCAAUCUUUUUCAGAUUGAGCGAGUCAACUGCUCGGCCAACAGCUUGUGAACGUGCUCGAACAUAUCUCAGUGAGCUUCAGAAGAUUGUAAGUAACUGGGAGGCAAACAAACCAUGGCUUCCCAGAGCAAGAAUAGAUGAGGUUUUAAGUGAAGCAGAGAAGCUGAAGAGUUGGUUGGAAGAGAAAGAAGCUCUACAAAAGAAUACUCCCGCCUUCACCACUCCAGUAUUCACAUCAGAAGAAGUUUAUACGAAGGUUUUCAAGCUACAAGAUAAGGUCGCGAGCGUGAACAGGAUUCCAAAGCCGAAGCCGAAGAUCGAGAAACCUCCAAAGGAGGAAUCAGCGAGCAAAGACAACACGACCGCCGACGAGACCCCUUCAACUGAAACAGAGCCUCCGUCAGAAGAUACAGUCGAUCCCAAGGACACCGCCGAUACACAACCGGAGGAGCCUCAUGACGAGUUGUGAUCUCGCGACGACUUACUGUGGGAAGAACCAUGAAACACACUAAUCAGUUGGACAAACUACAUUCUGGUAAACUCUUCUUCUUCGUCACAAUUCGGCUUUUACCGUCACUUAGAGGAGCAAGAUGCUAAAUUCGACACCCUACAGUUUUGAUUUAGACAAUUAAGUUAUUAUUAUUAGAGGCUGGAGAUUUACUUACUAAGGUCUUAGUCGGAGCAACCGUAACAUCUUUUUGCUGAGUUGCAUUAUUCGAUGAAAAACGGACUAGGGCUUCUUUUCACUAGCCAUGUUAAAUUAGCACAAAUUAUUGUACUAAACCCAUUCAAAAUAGUAAAGAGAAGACACAUCUGAUAGGGCUUAUACAUAUUCUUUCUUUUUUGCUUUUUUUAAUUUUUGUUAUUUCUUUUGGUAA